This is a messenger RNA of Microbotryum saponariae, 1295 nucleotides long. NCBI's taxonomy places the organism in Eukaryota, Fungi, Basidiomycota, Microbotryomycetes, Microbotryales, Microbotryaceae. The record is from the annotation of a GenBank genome assembly.
AUGGGCAUCGAUAAUGGAGCGCCGUUCCUGCACCAAUCAAUCGCCGAGGAGCCUCGCAGCCUCGUGGGCACGGCCACCGACCCCGCUCGACUCCUGCCCAUCGAUGGUGAUAAACUCAAAGGUAGCUUGUGGACUUUCUGCACCGCGUGGUUUCACUCGAACAAAUCAAAAAACUUACCUACUUUGCGCCUCUCGGUUGCUUUCACCACGGCUCUUAGUUCUCCUUAUCGGUGCGUCCACCGCGUUUCGCGACAUCUGGAUCUCGACUGCCGGCAGGAAGCACGUGGCCGUUCGUUCAUCGACAUCGUGAUCGCAAGACUCAAGGUUCUAAAAAAAGAUCAAUCAUCUCUACAAGUCGUCGUCAUCCUCGACAACGCGAAAUGGCGACCCAAGCUCAAGGAGGCGACGGUUAACGUGCGUGCCGAACGGUCGACGAGCGUGCCGGACAGUGUCGACGUCCGCUUCGGCGACUUUCGCACAAAGCCGAUCUGCUUGUCCUCGGAAGAGGUACAGGUACUCCAAGAACGUCUACCCCAACCUUCGGCGCCCAACGUCAACUCGGAUCAGAUCCAUGUAUGGCGAGUCGGCUCGGGCAUGACUUUCGUCAUGGCUCGCACUGAAGCGGACACCUACAUGUGCGCAUCGGCACGACGUGGCCACAUCAUCGACGUGCGUCUCGACCCGCAAUCCACUUCGACCAUACGAUAAACGGAACGGCUUCUUGAUCCCAUCAACGUAGUGUUCGUAGUCGUUUUUGACAAUUCGCGAGUCCUUUUUGCCUUUUUGUUGGAAGCGGAGCCACAGCCGGGCGGUCGAGCGCGUCGCUGCGUUGGUCGCGAACUAGUCCUGGUACAACAAUCCCGACGUCUCGAUCGGCUCCGCGCUCGACCGCCCGGCUGUCGCUCCGCUUCCAACAAAAAGGCAAAAAGGACUCGCGAAUUGUCAAAAACGACUACGAACACUACGUUGAUGGGAUCAAGAAGCCGUUCCGUUUAUCGUAUGGUCGACCGGGAUCCUCCGAGAAGCCCAGCCGAGUCGACGAUUUGGAGCGCCAACUCCGUGAACGUGCCAUUGCGGCAGCUCCUGCCCCUAUCCCUUCCGAACGCCAAGCUCUCAUCGAGCGCCAGGACGUCCUGGAAGCGAUUCCGAGACGUCCCCAUCAUCGACAGUCGCAUCUGGCUACCCUCGAUCCACAGCCCGACUGCACGUCAAGAGUACUGGCAAGGCUGCAAGAGCAUUUGCGCAAAAAGUUUAGCUGCAAGAGCAUUCGCGCAAAAAGUUUAAGACCCAGGUGA